Cucurbita pepo subsp. pepo (vegetable marrow) is the source of this 944-nucleotide messenger RNA. RefSeq lists its product as uncharacterized. Gene Ontology annotation, biological process: vacuolar protein processing. Lineage: Eukaryota; Viridiplantae; Streptophyta; Magnoliopsida; Cucurbitales; Cucurbitaceae. The record is from RefSeq and is a predicted model, not a curated record. Gene Ontology annotation, cellular component: intracellular membrane-bounded organelle.
CCGCCGCCAUUAGCAUUAGGAAUUUAGGAUUCGACCCUCCCCGAUGAACACCUGAAGUCCUUCUUCCUCUUCAGUUCAUCCUGAAUUUCAGAUACCCACCCCUAACUGACCUAGAUUUUACUCCCAUUUCACAAGCAGUUUCGGAAUCCGGCGACAAAGAUGGCAAACCAAGGUGCAAAGAAGCGCAAGGAGGAGAACGCUCGUCAUAUGGCCAAUCUCCGCCGCCUCAUCAUUGCAUGCAAUACUACCUAUAUCUUGGUUCGGAUGCUGAUUUUUCAUUCAAGUUUCACUUGGAAACAUUGGAUUGGUCUGAUUGUCACAUCCGCAGCUUAUUUUAUUCCUUACAACCAACUUUCCAACAUGGCAAACCCAACCUAUGGUGAUGAAGGUGAACUACUAGAUGGUGGAUUUGAUAUGAAUACUGGUGGAAUUUGUGGCUACUUGCAUGACAUGAUCUACAUUACAAGCUUUGUGCAAAUAAUGUCAAUCCUCUCUGGGAAGUUUUGGUACACCUACCUUGUGAUUCCAGCAUUUGGGGUAUACAAAUCAUCUGGUUUAAUUAAGGGAUUAUUGUCGCAAGGUUCAGAGGAUGAACCUGAGGACGAGAAGACUCGCAAGAAGAGGGAAAAGAUGGAGAAGAAAGCUUCAAGGGUGAAGUUUGUAAAGACCAAGAAUAGAUAAUCUUCUCUUCAACAUUAAACGGAAUCAACUGGGUGCAAUCAACUUAAGUUAUCGGAUUCAAAUUCGAGCAGAUGGACCGCAGACACGGUCGAGAUUUAGGUACCACAUGAAGUUGGUUUGAGUGAGAAGUUUGUGUAUUGAUCUGAUUAAUUAUAACAGGAAUAAGGGACAAAAGUACAUCAUUGUAACAACCUCCAUUUUGUCAACUGAGCAUUUAGAAGUGUCCUUGUUUCCUCUUCCAAAAUGACAUCACAGGUACACAA